This is a messenger RNA of Sphaerodactylus townsendi, 1365 nucleotides long. It is a transcript of the gene NRL, whose product is annotated as neural retina leucine zipper. The record is from RefSeq and is a predicted model, not a curated record. Gene Ontology annotation, cellular component: nucleus. Gene Ontology annotation, biological process: regulation of transcription by RNA polymerase II. Gene Ontology annotation, molecular function: RNA polymerase II cis-regulatory region sequence-specific DNA binding; DNA-binding transcription factor activity, RNA polymerase II-specific. NCBI's taxonomy places the organism in Eukaryota, Metazoa, Chordata, Lepidosauria, Squamata, Sphaerodactylidae.
GGACCGCAGUGCCCGGUCUCCGGUCUCUGGGCUGGGCAGCUGCCACCCUCCCCUGGCAGUGGCGCACAGGGGCACGGCGGGGGUUGGAAGGUCAGCAGCUGGACUCCGGAGAUGGACACCCAGGCCAACAGGAUGAACACCCUGCCCCCCAGCCCCCUGGCUUUGGAGUACCUCGACGAAUUUGACCUGCUGAAGUUCGAGGUGAAGCAGGAGGCGGCCCGAGCGGGCAGCAGCGCCUCGCUGGACUCCACCCCCUGCAGCUCCGUGCCCCCCUCGCCCACGUUCGACAAGGCGGGGGACCCUAAGUCCACCCUGGAAGAGCUGUACUGGAUGGCCACCCUCCACCAGACAGCUGGCGUGACGGCGGCAGGGGAGGGGCCCCCCCCGGAAGAGCCCACUGGUGCCGGAGCUUCGGUAACCCGAAGCUGGAUGGGCGCCCUCCUGGGGAGUCCCCUGAAGCGUGAAGGGGGGCUCUGCUUGAGAGCCGCCUCCCCAGCUUUCCAAGGGUUCCUGGGGACCACCAAGGGGCUUGCCGGAGAGCAGCAGCAGCUGUCUCUGCUCUCCGACCGCUUCACCGACGCCCAGCUGGUCUCCAUGUCGGUGCGGGACCUGAACCGGCAGCUCCGCGGCUUCGGCAAGGACGAAGUGCAGCGCCUGAAGCAGAAGCGCCGCACCCUCAAGAACCGUGGCUACGCCCAGUCCUGCCGCUACAAGCGGGUGCAGCAGCGUCACGUCCUGGAGGCCGAGAAGUCUCAGCUGGCCCAACAGCUCGAGUCCCUGCGGGUCGAGAUGGCCCGGGUGGCCCACGAAAGGGAUGUGUACAAGGCCCGCUGUCAGAAGCUGCUGGGAGACACCGCAGGGGGACGCUACGGGGAGGCGGCAGAGCCAUCUGCCCCACAGCCUGCCUCUCUGGCCCAGUUUUUUCUAUGAACAGCCUGCAGCGUGCAGUGGACAGUGGGAGUGGAACGGGAGGUGGUGGCCGUUGGUGGACUGACGAGGCGUUUCCCCCUUUUGCCCCACUGGAGGGCGACAUAAACCACGGCUCCCAAUAGGCUCCUCCCCCUUUUUCACGACUUGGGUCUCAAGAGAAUUAGGCCAAACAGGUUUCACGAUCAGCAGGUCCACACUACAAACACGAACGGGUGUUAGGCCGGUUUCACCGUUGUGGCUACCUCUCUAGGAAUUCUGGGAAUUGUAGUUGGGGCGGAGAAGCUGAGGAGUCCGGUUUAGGGAGCCCGGCUCCAUCUCUCAGAAAUAAAAUUCCCAGGAUUUUGUGAGUGGGGAAAAAUGAUCGAGCCAGUUCAAGUCUGUGGUGUGGACCUGCACGGGACGGUGCAUGUCAUAAAGGCUCGGACUUGAAGGAAA